UUGUAUUUUACAGAUCCCUACCUCCUUGAAUUUCGCUCACUUUUUAAUCUUGACCUGUGUUGGACGCGGAUAGUUUUGCGUUGUAAGUAUUGUUGAACGAGGGGGGGUUCGUGAUCUCUUCCUUUUCUGUGAACCGGCUAUUGGACAUUCGUUGGGUUUACGAAUUUGAGUUCUUGCCUGGCUGCCGUAGAUGUCAAUGAGAGGACAAGGCCACGUUUCCAACGGUCCAAAAGAAUCCUUGGACAACGGAGACGACUUCACUUCAUGGAGAGCACAUCAUCAUCAGGGCUACAAUCAACCAAUGCCCCCGGCUGCCCCGAUGAACGAUCCGUACGGUUACUACGGAACUCCAUUUUCCCCGUACCCACAGCACGCGGCUCAAUUUCCUUCAAGUGAUCACCACCACCACCACCACCAUCACCAUCAAAGCCCCGGUGGUGCAGCGUGGUCCAAUGGUGACCCCUCCAUGACCUUCCUUGGUGGCUACGGAGCUCAGCCUCCGAUCGGCCCUGAGUCUUACCCUUUGGACGGGAUGUUCGGUCCUUCAACCUUUGGCGGUUUCGGUCAACCGAACUUCGGUUAUGGCUUUCCAGGAAAUGCGGAGUUUCAUGGACAGUGGGGUGGGUUAAGCAGACCCAAGCCGUAUGAAGAUGUUUAUUAUCGUGAGCAGAUGUAUAAUCCGCCUACGCAUAAUCCGCCCGUGGGAACUGCUCCUCCUCCAGAACUGGUGAAUCAUGUGGAAUUAGAACGCAAUGUGAGGCAUAUGGAGCACUCCAUGGCAGAUCUGAGUUUGAAUGCGGCACCUCCCUGUGUGCAACCCGUGGCGACUUCCCCGACAUUGGAGAACAAAGACAGGCAACAGCAACGGGGUCAUGCUAACCAAAAAAAGACGACUUGGGCUUCGAUAGCGAGUCAGCCAGCAAAACCACAGCCCAAAGGUCGUAAAGGAGGGAGUUCUUCUUCUCCUGGACUUCCGAUUGGGACAUGGGAGUCAAAGAGCGGGAAACCAGGAGUGAUUCCGCCCCCGCCGGCACCGAGGUCGUCAACUUGGUCGUCCCGAGCGCCGCCACCGAUGCCGCAAGAGGAGACACCAUCGCCAACAUUUCCGAUUGGAGGCUCCGCGACGGCGUUUCCGCCACCGCAAGCCGCCGUCAGUCCGAAUGCUCCGAUUCCUCCCCGACCAGCGACUCCUGAUCAACUGGAACAACACCAACAACAACAGCAUCAACAGCAACACCAACAAAAACAACAUCAGCAACAGCCUCAUCACCCGAAUCGAAAAACGCAGCAACAGUCACCCGUGGAGAACCGAAAUGAAGACGUAGAAGAAAAGUAUUUCAAUGGUCCGGAGUCUCACGAGGCCCGACACGCUAUCCUAGAUACGUUGCAGUCGAGGAAUAAUUACAAUCCCAGUGAAUUUGACAUGAGUGCUGCCGGAGCUCGAUUUUUUGUGAUAAAAUCGUACUCGGAGGAUGACAUCCAUCGGUCCAUCAAGUACGAAAUCUGGUGCUCGACGGAACACGGGAACAAGAGGCUGGACCAGGCGUUUAGAGAGCGGGAGAACAAAGGGCCCAUCUACCUCUUCUUUUCCGUCAACAGCAGCGGCCACUUUUGUGGCAUGGCCCAGAUGAUGUCUCAGGUCGACUACAAUUCCUCCUCGUCCGUCUGGGCGCAGGACAAGUGGAAAGGCUCUUUCAAGGUGAGAUGGAUCUACGUGAAGGACGUUCCGAACGGGAAACUGCGACACAUAAAGCUAGAGAACAACGAAAACAAGCCGGUGACGAACAGCAGGGACACUCAGGAAGUGCCGCACGACAAGGGCGUGCUGGUGUUGCGAGAGAUGCACAAUUACAAGCACACGACGUCCAUCUUUGACGACUUUGUCCACUACGAACAGAGGCAGUUGGAGGAGGAGGAACGGCGCCUGUCUGUCACGCCGUUGAUGCAUUUGCAGACGGCACCGCCGCCUUCGUCAUCGUCGUCUCAGCCGCCGCCGGCGCAUGGCAAAGGUCGACGUGGAAAUGCCGACAGUCAUCACAAUGAUGAGGUGGGAGGCGGAAGGAAUGAAAGACGAAGAAGGGAGGAUUAUAGGGAUUCACGAGAGCCCAGAGACCAUCAGAAUCCGCAUCAGCAGCACCGAGAUCAUCGAGACAGCUACCAACAGCAGCCAAGGGAACACCACAACCGUGAUCGGGAUUUCGGCCGGAAUCGAGACGUGAACUACGACUCGAGAAACGGCCACAAUUCGCACCGUGUUCCUCUCAGUCGCUAG
This is a messenger RNA of Notodromas monacha, 2272 nucleotides long. The record is from the annotation of a GenBank genome assembly. Lineage: Eukaryota; Metazoa; Arthropoda; Ostracoda; Podocopida; Cyprididae.